AUGUCGACAAAUAUAUACACUAAAGAGGAGCUGGGAUACUUUAGGUUAGCCAAAGGUGUUAUAAAUCAUUCUACUGCUGCCCUGAGAAAAGUAUUUAAGCAAGAAUGGAACUAUCUUUAUCCUCUUACGCCAUGGCGAAAUGACGGAACGAGUGGAUCGCAGAUGCUUGCCAAAGAACAACCUUCAUCGCGUUUGUAUGAUCCGAAAUUUGCGAAAGAUUACCAAGCCAUAAAGGAUCAUUUGCGGCAUGGAGACAUGGAGCGAUGGGAUGUAACGACGUUGGUUUUUGCCUUGCUCUACUCGUACGCUUUGAGCGGAAUACGGAAUGAUAGCCGACAUUGGAGAAGGGUAAAAAAUGCUAUACAUGAAAUAAAGGGGAUCAGAAACACGGUGCUCUCACAUGCUUGUAAAGCGUCAAUUGCUCACAGCACCUUCAUGAGAAUCUUCGGUAUUUUAGAACGAGCCGUGGAAGACUUGUUGACAACGUCAGAUCCUUUGGUCGGAAAAUUGAAAGCGUUGCGAACAGAGACUGAAUUCGUUACAGACGAUCUUGUCAAGUAUAAGAAAUUGCUUCAGGAAGAUCACAACAGUUUACUCUUACUUGAUAAACAUCUCGAAAGAUUAGAAUGCAAAAUGAACAUAUCUAUCCCUAAAAGUGAGGCAAGAAAUAAACAUGCCAGGUCAAGCGCUGCGACAUCCAAAAACAGCGAAAUCAUUUCAAAUUUUUGUCGUCGAGUUGACAGACUAGAACGUGAAUUGCCAAGCCCUGUUGACUCGGUACCAGGGCCCUUUAGACCGACUAUUUUCCAUAGAGCAAGAUAUAUUCGGUUGAUGAAUAAAUCAAGUUUUAUGGCAAGCAAUUUUCGUUGGGAGGAACUUGGCAAUUUUCUUCAGGGAUUUAACGAUAGUGUAGAUAUGCAGAUAUGUGCUGGUAUUCAAUCAGCUCUAGCACUUAGUCAUCGGUCAAGAAAGGACGAAUGUUUUGAAGUUCUGAAUCGUUUGAUUCCAAAGGCUCUCUUGGCCAAACAGUAUGGGUAA
This is a messenger RNA of Paramuricea clavata, 1038 nucleotides long. Lineage: Eukaryota; Metazoa; Cnidaria; Anthozoa; Malacalcyonacea; Plexauridae. The record is from the annotation of a GenBank genome assembly.